UUUUUUUCGUUAUCGCCUAUCACAGAAUACACUUAGUUGUGACUUUUGUAAAACAAUUUUAUUUUAUAGUUGUUACUGAAAUUAUUAAAUAUGGCUUUAAAUUUAUUAAAUUUGAGAACAUCCGUUAAUUUGACCAAACGUAUGUUCCUCCCUAGUGUGGUUCAAACAGUCAAGUAUUCGUGGGAACCAAAAGAAGUUGAAACCCAUACUGGACAGAAAUGGGAUAAGGACGAUUAUAGAUUACAACGUUACAUAGAUAAAGAGAAGCAAGUAAAUCCAAACUUUGCCAUUGAUCUAGUCAAACAAGUACCACCUACAGAAUGUAAAGAACGUGUUGUGUUUUGUGAUGGUGGCGGUGGACCAUUAGGUCAUCCAAAAGUCUAUAUAAAUCUGGAUAAACCUGGAAAUCAUUCCUGUGGCUACUGUGGUUUAAGAUUUGUCAAGGAAGAAGGCGGUCAUUAAAUGAAAUAAUUGUUUUGAAAAACGUUUAAUUUCAAAUAGAUGUCAAUGAAUACUAGCAUAUUGUAAAUUUGUUUAUUAGAAAUGUAUAAUGUUUAUUACAAGAAAAAAACUAAAUAAAUGACACAAAUAUUUUAAAGA
Messenger RNA from Adelges cooleyi (spruce gall adelgid), 600 nucleotides. RefSeq names its product NADH dehydrogenase [ubiquinone] iron-sulfur protein 6, mitochondrial (gene ND-13A). The transcript has 3 exons. Gene Ontology annotation, biological process: mitochondrial electron transport, NADH to ubiquinone. Lineage: Eukaryota; Metazoa; Arthropoda; Insecta; Hemiptera; Adelgidae. The record is from RefSeq and is a predicted model, not a curated record. Bases 91 to 462 code for a protein of 123 amino acids.